UACCAGUAUAAUCUCAAGGUUCGUCCUAUAUAAUUCCCUUGAUUAUACUCCAUUCCAUCUCACGCACUCGCCUCCCCUGAUCCCAAACGGUCCUUUGUCCUGAAAAAAAAAUAGAUCCGACCCGCACAAAAAACCAGUACCUCAACAUUUCUCUGGCAACAGCUGAACUGUUGUUGUUAAAUGCGGUGAACUUGCAUCACUGCCUAUCGUCUGUACAGUUAAAUAUACCCAAGAAUUGUCACAAACGAAUCUACAUUCUCUAUCGAGUCAUCUGAUCCUGAAUUGUUUCCAAUAGUAGAAUGUGUUUCCAAUCAAUAAAAAUAAUAACAAUAUAUGCUUGCGGUGUGUGACAGUUUCGAGGACAAUAUAUUAACGUACAUGUGUCCCGACCACAAAAGAUAACAAACUUCAGUACACUCUCGGUUGUACCCAAACGAUGUGAGAAAAGUUACCCCUGUGAUUUAAAAAAAAUUGAAUUUGCUGGUCACGUUGAAGUUAGUUUUAUUACCUAUAUUGAGUUGGUGGUUGUAUAGGUGGGCAAAAUGGCCAAUGUAUUGCCUGGUACUGAAAUUGUACAAUAUUUAGCCGUGUUUUUCGGUUCCCUCAAUGUCAUCAACAGUGGUAUGGUUUAUGGUUGGCCUUCAGCUUCGUUACCUCAGCUGGUACAUCCAGCCAACAGCAGUGCAGCCAUCCAUCUUACAACAUGGGAAGGCUCUUGGUUAGCCAUAGCACCCUUCUUUGGGGCUCUCCUCACAGCACCCUUGUCAUUUUCAGCAACAGGCAUACUGGGACCAAAGAAAACAGUAAUUUUCACCUUCUACCCCUACAUCGUCUCCUGGUUAGUAAUCGCAGUAGCAGACAGUUUCGAAUGGCUCUUCUUCGCCAGGUUAAUCGCUGGAAUAGCAGACAGUUGCAUCUUUACCGCCUUCCCAAUAUACAUAGACGAUAUUUGCAACACCAAAUUCAAGAGAAGAUUCUAUUCUAUGUACCCAAUAAGCUUCGCUGCUGGUAUCCUCAUCAUCAACCUGAUAGACAACAUGUCUUCUGUGACAAAUGCAGCCUGGAUAGCUUCUGUUUUGAUAUUUUCUUCAUUUUCUGGUUUGCUGAUCGUACCUGAAAGUCCAUAUUUUCUGCUGAUGAAAAACAAACUGCUUGAAGCCAAACAAGCGCUUAGAUAUACGAAAAACAGGGAUGAAGUUGAGGAGGAAUACGAAAAACUGAGGGAGCAAGUGAUGUCCAGAGGUGUUUCAGAAUUGAAUUUAGAAAAGAUAUUUUCUGGACCUAUUAGAACGAAUUUAGGUAUAGGUAUAGUGCUUGUGUCUGCACAACAACUGUGUGGUAUAACUCCCAUAAUUUUCUAUAUAACCACAGUCCUGAAAGAGACUGAUCUACAGUUUUUGUUCGAUUCUAGUCUCAGCAUAAUACUUCUGGCUCUUCUUCUGGCCAUGUCGAUAUUCAGCGCCCUAAUUUCAGACGCAAAAAGUGGUAAAAAGUUUUUGUUAGUUUCCCUCCUUCUUUGUUCUGUAGCACUCUUCACUUUAGGAGUUUAUUUCGACAAUGUAGACUUCAGAAACGACUUCUCCAUAUUCUCAAUCAUACCUAUUGCAGCCCUACUGGUCUACAUAAUUUUUUACGGUUUGGGUCUACACAACAUACCGUAUGUUUACAUGAACAGGAUGUAUUCUAGGAAUAUAAAAUCCAAGUGUCUCGCUUUAAUCUACAUGUAUUUCAGCGUAAUUGCUUCGGCAGUUUCCGCGUUUUUCACGCUGAUGAACGAUUCUAAAGAAAUCUAUUCGGCGUUUUACUUUUUUGGCGGUUGUUGCCUUUUCAAUUUCAUCCUCGUUUUGGUGUUUGUACCAAAGUGUAAAGACUGGUGUGAGGAGGCAGAGUGGUUGUUGAAAUCGCAUGAGAAUACGGAACAGGAGUAUGAGUUUUUGUUGUCGAGUUUCGAUUUGUCCGAUUUUGAGGAUUGAUUUUCAAUGAAAAAUUUUUUUUCGAAAAAAUUAUGUUUUUUCGUACUUCUUGAGAAUUUCAGGAAGAACGUUCGAAUUCGGAUGAAGUUUCGGAUUAGAAUGAUUGAUUUUGUAUUCGUCCAAUCGAAUAUUUUUGUAAAUAUGUGAUUUUUUUGGUACCUUUGAAAAUUAUGUGAUUGUAGGAAUUCAUUAUCAAUAUUCACUCUCUAAUUUUUCUAUCAGAAAGCGUGGAUAUAUUUGUACCAAAUGACUGCCUUAGAUUAAUUUUCUCCAGAACAAAAAAUAUUUUGUUUCAUAUUCACUCUAUUUGAAUUGAAUAAUUUUGUAAGUUUAAGUGAGAAUUUUAUUAUGAAAUAAAUGAUUG
Harmonia axyridis is the source of this 2337-nucleotide messenger RNA. RefSeq names its product facilitated trehalose transporter Tret1-like. The transcript is spliced from 2 exons. Gene Ontology annotation, biological process: transmembrane transport. The coding region runs from base 543 to 1973 and encodes 476 amino acids. Gene Ontology annotation, molecular function: transmembrane transporter activity. Gene Ontology annotation, cellular component: membrane. The record is from RefSeq and is a predicted model, not a curated record. Lineage: Eukaryota; Metazoa; Arthropoda; Insecta; Coleoptera; Coccinellidae.